UGCAAGAGGCUGAGAGAGCGGAGCGGAGGGUGUGUGUCCCGCAAAGCCCAGAGCUCCGGAGGACGACAGCCUCCCCGAGCCAGCUACCUGCCCGUCCUCCUCCCUUGACCUCGUCGCGCCUGGCCGCAGCGGCAUUGUUUGCAAGGCUCCCUCGGGAGCAGUUUUCAAGACAGUGCUUCUCUGUGUAACAACCCUGGCUAUCCUGGAACCCACUCUAUAGACUAGACUGACCGGGAACUUAGAGAUACGACUACCUCUGCCUCCUGAGUACUGAGAAAGGUUUCAACACUAAACUUGCACAAUGUCUUUAAAACCAAGAGUAGUGGAUUUUGAUGAGACAUGGAACAAACUCCUAACUACAAUCAAAGCUGUUGUUAUGUUGGAAUAUGUCGAGCGAGCAACAUGGAAUGACCGCUUCUCAGAUAUCUAUGCUUUAUGUGUGGCCUAUCCUGAACCACUUGGAGAAAGACUUUAUGCGGAAACAAAGAUUUUUUUGGAAAGUCACGUUCGGCAUUUGUAUAAGAGAGUUCUGGAGUCUGAAGAACAAGUGCUUGUUAUGUAUCAUAGGUACUGGGAAGAAUACAGCAAGGGCGCCGACUAUAUGGACUGCUUAUAUAGGUAUCUCAAUACCCAGUAUAUUAAAAAGAAUAAAUUGACAGAAGCUGAUAUACAGUAUGGCUAUGGUGGAGUAGAUAUGAAUGAACCACUUAUGGAAAUAGGAGAGCUAGCAUUGGAUAUGUGGAGGAAGUUAAUGGUUGAACCCCUUCAGAACAUCCUCAUCCGGAUGCUGCUUCGAGAAAUUAAAAAUGAUCGUGGUGGUGAAGACCCAAACCAGAAAGUAAUCCAUGGGGUUAUUAACUCCUUUGUUCAUGUUGAACAGUAUAAGAAAAAAUUUCCCUUAAAGUUUUACCAGGGAAUAUUUGUGUCUCCCUUUCUGACUGAAACGGGAGAAUAUUACAAGCAAGAAGCUUCAAAUUUAUUACAAGAAUCAAAUUGUUCACAGUAUAUGGAAAAGGUUCUAGGUAGAUUAAAAGAUGAAGAAAUUAGAUGUCGAAAAUAUUUGCAUCCCAGUUCAUAUACUAAAGUGAUUCAUGAGUGUCAGCAGCGGAUGGUAGCAGACCACUUACAGUUCUUACAUUCAGAGUGCCACAGCAUCAUUCAGCAAGAGAGGAAGAAUGACAUGGCAAAUAUGUACGUCUUACUCCGUGCUGUGUCCAGUGGUUUACCUCAUAUGAUUGAGGAGCUGCAGAAACACAUCCAUGACGAGGGCCUCAGAGCGACCAGUAACCUGACUCAGGAGCAUAUGCCAACACUAUUUGUGGAAUCAGUUUUGGAAGUACAUGGUAAAUUCGUUCAACUUAUCAACACUGUUUUGAAUGGUGAUCAGCAUUUUAUGAGUGCUUUAGAUAAGGCCCUUACAUCUGUUGUAAAUUACAGAGAACCCAAGUCUGUUUGCAAAGCACCUGAACUGCUUGCUAAGUACUGUGACAACUUGCUAAAGAAGUCAGCGAAGGGGAUGACUGAAAAUGAAGUGGAGGACAAGCUCACUAGUUUCAUCACAGUUUUCAAGUACAUUGAUGACAAGGAUGUCUUUCAGAAGUUCUAUGCAAGAAUGCUAGCAAAACGUCUAAUUCACGGGUUGUCUAUGUCUAUGGAUUCUGAAGAAGCCAUGAUCAAUAAAUUAAAGCAAGCCUGUGGUUAUGAGUUUACCAGCAAGUUGCAUCGAAUGUAUACAGACAUGAGUGUCAGCGCUGAUUUGAACAAUAAGUUCAACAAUUUCAUCAGAAACCAAGACACCGUGAUUGAUUUGGGGAUUAGUUUCCAAAUAUAUGUUCUUCAGGCUGGUGCAUGGCCUCUCACUCAGGCUCCUUCAUCUACAUUUGCAAUUCCCCAAGAGUUAGAAAAAAGUGUACAGAUGUUUGAAUUGUUUUAUAGCCAGCAUUUCAGUGGAAGGAAACUGACAUGGUUACAUUAUCUCUGUACAGGUGAAGUUAAAAUGAACUAUUUGGGAAAACCAUAUGUAGCUAUGGUUACAACCUACCAAAUGGCAGUUCUUCUUGCCUUUAACAACAGUGAAACUGUCAGCUACAAAGAACUUCAAGACAGUACCCAAAUGAAUGAAAAGGAGCUGACCAAAACAAUCAAAUCAUUACUUGAUGUGAAAAUGAUUAACCAUGAUUCAGAAAAGGAAGAUAUCGAUGCAGAAUCUUCAUUUUCAUUAAAUAUGAGCUUCAGCAGUAAGAGAACAAAAUUUAAGAUUACUACAUCAAUGCAGAAGGAUACGCCACAAGAACUGGAACAGACUAGAAGUGCUGUAGAUGAGGACCGGAAAAUGUAUCUUCAAGCUGCUAUUGUCCGCAUCAUGAAAGCACGCAAAGUGCUUCGGCACAACGCCCUCAUUCAAGAGGUAAUCAGCCAGUCAAGAGCCAGGUUCAAUCCCAGUAUCAGCAUGAUUAAGAAGUGCAUAGAAGUUCUGAUAGACAAGCAGUACAUUGAGCGCAGCCAAGCAUCUGCAGAUGAAUACAGUUACGUCGCAUGACACCUUCUCCUGGUGCAGCUGUGAGGUCAUUGCCAUCCCCAUUUGGUGAGCUCCUGUGGGAGAAAGCAGGCCUGUGCCUCCAUACUUUGGUCGUCUGGCAGCCCCUGUUUUUCUGCUGUUUACAACAUCACCAGUGCCACGUCAUGAGCGUCAGAGAAAAUGCCUAGAGAUAUUUCAAGCUCAUGUCAUUAUGACAUUUCUUAAAACUUUAUUAAAAGAAUGAGUGAAGUAUUGCUGAAAUGUGGAAUUUGGUUGGGUACCAUGCUUUCUCCCCCUCACGUUUGCAGUUGAUGUGUUUUUUUUUUUUUUUUAAAUGUAUCUUAAAGGACAAAAAAUAAAAACUUAAAUAUUGUAAUAUGACAGAUAACCUAAUAAUUGUAUCUACAUUAAAAUGACAAACAUGAUGUUGCUGCUUGUCAAAUAAAAAAAAUAAAUAAGCAUAAUGCCUUUUUCUAUGAUGACGGAAUAUCAGGUUGGACAGAAAAUGAGACAUCUGUAAAUGCCUAUGAGUCACCCAAGCAGCAAACAGCAUUUCGUCAUUUCGUCAUGGUGAUGAAUUUACUUGGGCUCCCAUCUAAAGUUCAAUUAAAACUGCCAGGGUUCUGUUUUUGAAUACAUAAGAUUGUGAAGUUGAGCUAAUAGCAUAAGCAGUUUUUGCAUUUUGAGUAGGAUGUAAUUCUAUCUGGUUUUGGUUAUGAGCUGUACCACAGAAACGGAAUACUGUGCAGUGACUUCUAGGCUGGCAGAAAAGAACUGCUCACUCUUGACCCAUUCUUCAUGAUACAUCUACGCUAACAUAAUGGCUGUGGCUCAUCUCCCAGAGUUUAGGAGACUAAGAGUACAGUGAAUUUCUUCCAGCUCCCCCUGCUCAUCGCUGGCACCCUUCCGCAGUGCAGAUGACUCCCCCAUCACAAGUUGAUAGCAGGGCCCCUCAAUGCUAGGGCAUUCCACCAGGCAUCUUGUAUAGGGGCAUGAGAUUUCAUGAGUUUGUUUCUAGUAGAUAACAGGGGCAUUCAGAUACUCUGGUUACAAUAUUCUCCAUCUGCCAUCUCUAGAUCACAUUGCUGUUUUAAACCAGAGUAUUUAUAUCUAACAGAUAAGGCCUUAAAUCCACAAUAAUAUUCUGAACAGAUAAACAGAACUUAAUUUGCAUUCUCAUGUGGCUCAUAUUUAAAUUUAAUGAUUGGUUAUUUGAUUGCACCUUUUGUAUCUUAAGCUUUCAAAAAUCUGCUGGACUUCUAAUGACUUCUGCUGUCUUUAUUAUUUUGCCUUCCUACCUCGUGUGGAUAAUGGCAAAGCAUAAACUGUUGUACAUUCAUGGUCAAAGAACAAGCCCCUUGUUUUGAUAACUUGUUACAAGUUUUCCAAAUUUAUAAAUAUUAAAUUAAGUCGUAACCUGA
This is a messenger RNA of Mus caroli (Ryukyu mouse), 3939 nucleotides long. It is a transcript of the gene Cul2, whose product is annotated as cullin 2. Gene Ontology annotation, cellular component: cullin-RING ubiquitin ligase complex. Gene Ontology annotation, molecular function: ubiquitin protein ligase binding. NCBI's taxonomy places the organism in Eukaryota, Metazoa, Chordata, Mammalia, Rodentia, Muridae. Gene Ontology annotation, biological process: ubiquitin-dependent protein catabolic process. The record is from RefSeq and is a predicted model, not a curated record.